This is a messenger RNA of Sebastes umbrosus (honeycomb rockfish), 802 nucleotides long. It is a transcript of the gene lin52, whose product is annotated as lin-52 DREAM MuvB core complex component. The record is from RefSeq and is a predicted model, not a curated record. Gene Ontology annotation, biological process: regulation of DNA-templated transcription. Gene Ontology annotation, cellular component: DRM complex. The transcript is spliced from 6 exons. Bases 86 to 424 code for a protein of 112 amino acids. Lineage: Eukaryota; Metazoa; Chordata; Actinopteri; Perciformes; Sebastidae.
CGUUCUGUGACGUUCAUCGGUACACGUCAACUCGGAGGACGGCUGCUGUGAUUGGCUGUCGUGUGUCACGUGUUUUAUUCUGAAGAUGGCGUCUCCAAAUGGAGGUGACGAUUUUGAGAGCUCUUUGCUGAGUUUUGAGAAGUUGGACAGAGCGUCACCAGACCUGUGGCCGGAGCAGUUGCCCGGAGUUGCAGAAUUUGCUGCAUCUUGUAAAAAUCCCAUCAAUAAUUCGCCCCCCAAAUGGAUGGCCGAGCUGGAGAGUGAGGACAUUGAAAUGUUAAAAGAGCUGGGAAGUCUGACCACAGCCAACCUGAUGGAGAAGGUCAAAGGACUUCAGAACCUCGCCUACCAGCUGGGCUUAGAGGAGUCCAGGGAAAUGACCAGGGGGAAGUUCCUGAACAUCUUGGAGAGGCCCAAGAAGUGACAUGUUUUCUUCGCAAGUAACAAGAAAUUUGGGGACUGCAAGGUGAAUCUGAUCUAUGCGUUUACCAAUAUGCUCUGAACAUGUUCAGACCUUCACAACAAAGUUCAAAGACUUUUCACUCAAACCAUUAAUUGGAGCAAAAAUGCUCUCUCACACAGCCGAGGUCUCCUCUCAGUGCACCUGUUGUCUUCUUAGAUAGAUAGAUGCCUUUACAUAUACGGAAACUUUUAGGAUGAUUUAUUACUUCUCGCUGAAUUUUCUGUCGCUUGUAGACCUGCCUUGAUUAAAGGUUCCUUAUUUAUUCUUAUUUCUAUUUUGAACAUGAUUUACAUUUUUUUGCAAUUUGUGAAGUUGUAUAUUAAAGCUUUAAAAUGAAAA